AUGUUUCAAUUAUUCGAUUUGGAUGAACAAUAUCGCCUUUAUCCACAAAUUAAACGUGAAGAGGUAGAAAAACUUUUAGAAUGGGCUUUGAUGCAACCACAUCUACCGAAAAUUACCGAACAUGAAGCGCUGUUAUUUUUCUAUGCCUGCAAUUGUAGCAUGGAAUAUGCCAAACAUGUUUUGGACCUAAACUGUACGUGUCGAACACAUUUUCAUGAGUUUUUCGGUAAUGUAGAUGUCGAGUCGCCGGAAAUUCAGCAGAUUCAUAAAGUUGUAGCUGGUGUACCCUUGCCCCAGAGAACUCCAGAAGGUUAUGCUGUAAUAAUGGUAAAGCUUUUGGAUACCGAUCCGGCUAAAUUUCAUUAUGGAAAUUCGGUGAAGUUGUACAGCAUAAGUCAGGAUAAAUGGUUUUUGGAAAAUGGUGUUAUCAAAGGUUUAAUAAUUGCCAUCGAUAUGACCGAUGCAGCGUUUGGUCAUUUGACGCGCAUUAAUCUAAUUCAUCUGAAAAAGGCAAUGUAUUUUCUACAGGAAGCCAUACCCACUCGCCUAAUGGGUUUACAUUUCCUUAAUGCCAAUUCGGUAAUCGAUAAGCUGAUGUCGCUAAUGCAACCAUUUCUCAAGAAGGAAUUACUCGAAAUGUUGCACAUACACACCAGUAUGGAGACAUUCUAUAAAUUUGUACCACGUGAAAUUUUACCCCGAGAUUUUGGUGGUCCCGGUUUGGAUAUGCGGCAAUUGAAUGAAAACUUCUUUGAGAGUUUACGUCAAUCACGUUUCGACAUCAUCGAAUACAAUGCCAAUCAUAAGGUCAAUGAAAAACUGCGUCCAGCCAAGGCAAAACAUAGCUCAGACCUAUUCGGUACUGAGGGUAAUUUUAAGAAAUUGGAUAUUGACUAA
This is a messenger RNA of Musca vetustissima, 897 nucleotides long. Its product is annotated as retinaldehyde-binding protein 1-like. The record is from RefSeq and is a predicted model, not a curated record. The transcript has 5 exons. Gene Ontology annotation, molecular function: phosphatidylinositol bisphosphate binding. NCBI's taxonomy places the organism in Eukaryota, Metazoa, Arthropoda, Insecta, Diptera, Muscidae. Gene Ontology annotation, cellular component: membrane. The coding region runs from base 1 to 897 and encodes 298 amino acids.